Molecule: messenger RNA, 417 nt
Organism: Penicillium cinerascens
Lineage: Eukaryota; Fungi; Ascomycota; Eurotiomycetes; Eurotiales; Aspergillaceae
Product: DNA-binding protein
Exons: 4
Coding region: 1-417 (138 amino acids)
Cellular component (GO): cytosol; nucleus
Molecular function (GO): DNA binding
Source: RefSeq, a predicted model, not a curated record
AUGGCCGACGCAGAGCUGGAGGAGAUCAGGCGAGCUCGCCUUGCGCAGCUCCAGCAACAGCAGGGUGGUGGUGCUGGCCCGCGCGGAGGCCCUGCCCAGGGCGGGGGCCAAGAAGAACAGAGACAAGCUGAAUCGGAACGUCGCGCCGCCAUCAUGAACCAGAUCCUUGACCCCGCCGCCGCGGAUCGCCUGGGUCGCAUCCGCCUCGUCAAGGAGCAGCGCGCCACCGACAUUGAGAACCGGCUAAUCACGCUGGCCCAAACCGGCCAACUGCGAUCGAAAGUGACAGAAGAGCAGCUCAAGGAGCUCCUGAACGCCGUCGCUGAGAACCAGCGCAAGGAGGAAGAAGAGCAGAAGAUCGUGAUCAGCCGGCGCAAAGGCGGCUGGGACGACGAUGACGACCUGCUCGACCUGUGA